Synchytrium microbalum is the source of this 1647-nucleotide messenger RNA. RefSeq names its product malate synthase. Lineage: Eukaryota; Fungi; Chytridiomycota; Chytridiomycetes; Synchytriales; Synchytriaceae. The transcript has 4 exons. Gene Ontology annotation, cellular component: peroxisomal matrix; cytoplasm. The record is from RefSeq and is a predicted model, not a curated record. Bases 1 to 1647 code for a protein of 548 amino acids. Gene Ontology annotation, biological process: glyoxylate cycle. Gene Ontology annotation, molecular function: malate synthase activity.
AUGAGCGUCAUAGCCACAGUGAAGGGAGUGACCAUUGCAGCCCCAGUCAAGGCAUCAGAGGCAGAAAUCCUGACUUUGGAAGCCCAACAAUUCGUUGCUACUUUGAACAGAGCAUUCAACCCGAGACGAAAGGAAUUGCUCGCUAGGAGGAAACUCGUCGAGUCAAAGAUUGAAGCUGGUCUCUUGCCUGACUUCUUACCUGAAACCAAGGCCAUCCGUGAAAACCCAACAUGGAAGGCUGCUCCACCUGCUCCUGGCUUGAUCGAUCGUCGUGUGGAAAUCACUGGUCCUGUCGACCGAAAGAUGGUCAUCAAUGCUUUGAACUCUGGUGCUAGUACUUAUAUGGCUGAUUUUGAAGACUCGAACGCCCCAACUUGGGAAAACAACUUGCAAGGCCAACUCAACUUGCGAGAUGCCGUCCGUAGAACAGUCACAUACGAAGCACCCAAUGGUAAAUACUAUAAACUCCGUCCUGAUGGUAAACUAGCUACUCUAUUGGUCCGUCCCCGCGGUUGGCACUUGGAAGAAAAGCACUUCCUUGUCGACGGAGAGCCAUGCUCUGCAUCCAUCUUUGAUUUCGCCCUCUACUUUUUCCAUAAUGCCAAAGAAUCAGUCAAACAAGGAUUUGGUCCAUACUUUUACUUGCCCAAAAUGGAAUCGCACUUGGAAGCUCGUCUCUGGAAUGAUAUCUUCAACAUGGCUCAGGACAUGCUGGCUGUCCCUAGGGGUACCAUUAGAGGAACAGUAUUGAUUGAAACCAUCUUGGCGGCCUUUGAAAUGGACGAAAUCAUAUACGAACUCCGAGACCACUCAUCUGGCCUGAACUGUGGACGAUGGGAUUACAUAUUCAGCUUUAUAAAGAAAUUCCGUACAAAGCCCGAAUUCGUAUUGCCCGACCGUAGUGAAAUCACCAUGACUGUACCAUUCAUGGACUCGUAUGUACGUCUCCUCAUCAAAACCUGUCAUGCACGAGGUGUACACGCUAUGGGAGGCAUGGCUGCCCAAAUCCCAAUCAAGGACGAUCCAGCUGCCAAUGAAGCCGCCUUGACCAAAGUCCGUGCCGACAAGCUCCGUGAAGUAUCUGCAGGCCACGAUGGCACAUGGGUCGCACAUCCAGAUCUCGUAAAAAUCGCCAUGGACAUCUUCAACAAGCACAUGCCAACCCCAAACCAGCUCCACAUCCGUCGUGAAGACGUCCGUGUCUCGGGAUCCGACUUGAUCUCAACCGCAGGGCUCAAAGGUGGCGUCACCGAAAAGGGAUUACGCUCCAACUUGUCUGUCGGUGUCCAAUAUAUGGAAUCUUGGCUCCGAGGUGUGGGAUGUGUACCCAUUCAUAAUCUCAUGGAGGAUGCUGCAACUGCUGAAAUCUCACGAUCGCAAUUGUGGCAGUGGGUUCGUCAUAAUGUAAAGACGAACGAGGGUAAAGCUAUCAAUCCACAGUAUAUUGUUGCCUUGCUGGAUGAGGAGUUGGCUGCGCUUCGUAAACAGGUUGGAGAGAAGGCUUACAGUGCUGGCAAAUGGGAUUUGGCGAGGAAGCUGUUUUUGAGUACCGUGCAAGGGGGCGAUUAUUCGGAUUUCUUGACUUCUCUGUGCUAUGACUCUAUCGUCACUUCUCCAAAGGGAUCCUUGACUGGUGCUCGUCUAUAA